Messenger RNA from Enhydra lutris kenyoni (northern sea otter), 2754 nucleotides. Its product is annotated as hexokinase domain containing 1. The record is from RefSeq and is a predicted model, not a curated record. Gene Ontology annotation, molecular function: fructokinase activity; ATP binding; D-glucose binding. The transcript is spliced from 18 exons. Gene Ontology annotation, biological process: glycolytic process; intracellular glucose homeostasis; glucose 6-phosphate metabolic process. Gene Ontology annotation, cellular component: cytosol; mitochondrion. Lineage: Eukaryota; Metazoa; Chordata; Mammalia; Carnivora; Mustelidae. The coding region runs from base 1 to 2754 and encodes 917 amino acids.
AUGUUUGUGGUACACUUGAUGGCGUUUUACUUCAGCAAGCUGAAGGAGGAUCAGAUCAAGAAGGUGGACAGGUUCCUGUACCACAUGCGGCUCUCUGAUGAGACCCUUUUGGACAUCAUGGCUCGCUUCCAGGCUGAAAUGCAGAAGGGCUUGGGGAAGGACACCAACCCCACAGCCUCUGUGAAGAUGCUGCCCACCUUUGUCAGGGCCAUUCCAGAUGGCUCAGAAAAUGGGGAGUUCCUUUCCCUGGAUUUUGGAGGGUCCAAGUUUCGCGUGUUGAAGGUGCAAGUCUCUGAAGCGGGGAAAAGAAAGGUCCAGAUGGAGAGUCAGUUCUACCCAACACCCAAUGAAAUUAUCCGAGGGAAUGGCUCAGAGCUGUUUGACUACAUCGCUGACUGUCUGGCAGAUUUCAUGAAGACAAGGGGGUUGAAGCAUAAGAAAUUGCCCCUUGGCCUAACCUUCUCUUUUCCCUGCAGACAGACUAAACUGGAAGAGGGGAUCCUGCUUUCAUGGACCAAGAAGUUUAAGGCACGGGGAGUUCAAGACACAGAUGUAGUGAGUUGUCUGACCAAAGCCAUAAGAAAACACAAGGACAUAGAUGUGGACAUCCUGACCUUGGUCAAUGACACCGUGGGGACCAUGAUGACGUGCGCCUAUGAUGAUCCCUGCUGUGAAGUUGGUGUCAUCAUUGGCACUGGUACCAAUGCAUGUUACAUGGAGGACAUGAACAACAUCGACCUGGUGGAAGGCGACGAGGGGAGGAUGUGCAUCAGCACGGAGUGGGGGGCCUUCGGGGACGACGGGGCUCUGGAGGACAUCCGUACCGAGUUCGACCAGGAGCUGGACCUCGGCUCUCUCAACCCCGGGAAGCAGCUGUUUGAGAAGAUGAUCAGCGGCCUGUACCUGGGCGAACUUGUCAGGAUCAUCCUGCUGAAGAUGGCCAAGGCAGGUCUCCUGUUUGGUGGCAAGAAGUCCUCUGCUCUCCACACUAAGGGCAAGAUUGAAACACGGCACGUGGCUGCUAUGGAGAAGUAUAAGGAAGGCCUUGCCAAUACAAGAGAGAUCCUGACAGAUCUGGGCCUGGAGCCUUCGGAGGCCGACUGCAUCGCCGUGCAGCACGUCUGCACCAUCGUCUCCUUCCGCUCGGCCAACCUCUGUGCCGCGGCCCUGGCCGCCAUCCUGACACGCCUGCGGGAGAACAAGAAGCUGGCGCGGCUCCGGACCACGGUGGGCGUGGACGGCACACUCUACAAGAUACACCCUCAAUACCCAAAGCGACUGCACAAGGUGGUGAGGAGACUGGUCCCGAACUGUGAUGUCCGCUUCCUCUUGUCGGAGAGUGGCAGCACCAAGGGGGCUGCCAUGGUGACCGCGGUAGCCUCCCGUGUACAGGCCCAACGGAAGCAGAUCGACCAUGUGCUGGCUCUGUUCCGGCUGACUCGAGAGCAGCUCAAGGAUGUGCAGGGCAAGAUGCGGACAGAGUUCGAGAACGGGCUGAGAAAGGACACCCACCUGACGGCCACGGUCAAGAUGCUGCCCACCUACGUCUGCGGGAUGCCGGAUGGCACAGAGAAAGGAAAGUUCCUGGCCCUGGAUCUGGGGGGAACCAACUUCCGGGUCCUCCUGGUAAAGAUCAGAAGUGGACGGAGGUCGGUGCGAAUGUACAACAAGAUCUUUGCCAUCCCCUUGGAGAUCAUGCAGGGCACCGGCGAGGAGCUGUUCGACCACAUUGUGCAGUGCAUCGCCGAUUUCCUGGACUACAUGGGCCUCAAGGGAGCCCAGCUGCCUCUGGGCUUCACGUUCUCCUUUCCCUGCCGACAGACAAGCAUCGACAAGGCAACACUCAUUGAGUGGACCAAAGGCUUCAAGGCCACUGACUGUGAAGGGGAAGACAUGGUGGACAUGCUCAGGGAAGCCAUCAAGAGGAGAAAUGAGUUCGACCUGGACAUAGUUGCAGUUGUGAAUGACACAGUGGGGACCAUGAUGACCUGUGGCCAUGAAGAUCCUAAUUGUGAGAUUGGCCUGAUUGCAGGAACAGGCAGCAACAUGUGCUACAUGGAGGAGAUGAGGAACAUCGAACUGCUGGAGGGGGAUGAAGGGAAGAUGUGCAUUAACACAGAAUGGGGGGGAUUUGGAGAUAAUGGCUGCUUAGAUGACAUCCGGACCCAGUAUGACAAGGAGGUGGAUGAGGGGUCCUUGAACCCUGGCAAACAGAGAUACGAGAAAAUGACCAGUGGGAUGUACCUGGGGGAGAUUGUGCGGCAGAUCCUGAUUGACCUGACCAAGCAGGGUCUCCUCUUCCGUGGGCAGAUUUCAGAGCGUCUCCAGACCAGGGGCAUCUUUGAAACCAAGUUCCUGUCUCAGAUUGAAAGCGAUCGGUUGGCCCUCCUCCAGGUCAGGAGGAUUCUGCAGCAGCUGGGCCUGGACAGCACAUGUGAGGACAGCAUUGUGGUGAAGGAGGUGUGCGGAGCCGUGUCCCGGAGGGCGGCCCAGCUCUACGGUGCCGGCCUGGCUGCCAUCGUGGAGAAAAGGAGGGAAGACCAGGGGCUAGAGUACUUGAACAUCACUGUGGGAGUGGACGGCACCCUGUACAAGCUGCACCCUCACUUUUCUCGGAUCUUGCAGGAAACUGUGAAGGAACUGGCUCCUCGAUGUGAUGUGAAGCUCAUACUGUCAGAAGACGGGAGUGGAAAGGGAGCCGCUCUGAUCACUGCUGUGGCCAAGAGGUUGCAGCAGGCCCAGAAGGAGAACUAG